Maylandia zebra (zebra mbuna) is the source of this 1348-nucleotide messenger RNA. RefSeq names its product ATP synthase mitochondrial F1 complex assembly factor 1 (gene atpaf1). NCBI's taxonomy places the organism in Eukaryota, Metazoa, Chordata, Actinopteri, Cichliformes, Cichlidae. Gene Ontology annotation, biological process: mitochondrial proton-transporting ATP synthase complex assembly. Gene Ontology annotation, cellular component: mitochondrion. The record is from RefSeq and is a predicted model, not a curated record.
AAUAUGUAAACCGUUCUCUCCGCCGGAGUAUUAUAGAUGUGGGACGGGAACGAUGGAAAGAUGGCGGCCGCAAUGGUGCAAAUGUCAUGUUUGUACCGGGGGAUGUUAGCGGUCAGGGCCACUGGCAUCAGGACGCUGAUCCCCGGGCUGGUCCCGGUCCAGUUCCGAGCCUUCUCGGUGCGGAAGGAGUCCGAGCUAGAGGAGAAUCCGUACUACAGCAAGUACCAGGACAAGAUCCAGAAACUGCGCAGUGCCAAACCGCAGGAGUACAAGACCCGACUGGAGAAAAGGCAUGAAGCCAAUAAGGAAGUGCUGGGACACUCGAAGCAGGCAGAGUUUGUCCGAUUUAUGGAGCAGGAGCUGGAAAAAAGGGACAAGAUGGCAGCUGGUGACGCAACAUCAGGAGGUUUUACAAAGAAUAAGACUUUGGGCUCCAUCCUCAACUUGGAGAUGAUCAAGGACAAGACAGGCGAGGAGAUUGCAGAGCUUUGGAUGAAGUAUUAUUCUACCAAGGAUACAGUCAGCGCCAUCAUCCCAACACAGAUCUAUGAGAUGAUUUUCAGCAGAUCACAGUCCUGCCCAAUGUUCCUUUACGCUUUGCCUCAGAAAGAGGGUUACGAGUUCUUUGUGGGUCAGUGGUCCCGACACGAGCUCCACUUCACCUCCCUCAUCAACGUCCAGACGCUGGGUGAGAAUGCUCCCAGUCAGCUGAUCCUAUACCACUACCCAGACCUUAAGGAAGAGAAGGGCAUCGUGCUCAUGACAGCAGAGAUGGAUCCCAAGUUCAUAACCGUCCAGCAGGCUCAGUGUUUGGCUAACCAGGUGCAGCUCUUCUACGGCACCCAGAGACAGGAGACUUACCGAUUGGUGGAGAUGUUUAACCACCACCCUGCAGAAUUCAAGCACAUGUCAGUCAUAGCAGAGCUGGAGCAGAGCGGUUUGGGGCCUGCAAACCCUUCCACGGGUUCCUGAGAUGGACUGAAGUUGCCACCAGACAGCCUGCUGAGGAACUGUUGGUCUCCGUGUACAGUCGCAAAGAUAUCCAAGCUUCUUUGCUCAGCACGCUCCAGUGGGAUAUAGCUGCUUCUUGCUCUGUGUGUGCAGUCUCCAGCAGCAGCUGUGAAUUACAGAAAAAAGAACUUAAAGAAGCACAAACAGCUUCUCUCAAUAUUUACUACACAUCUUGUGUGUUGUCAGUUUGCCUCAAUGGGAAAAUAAUGUUGAAGUGAGCACUUCUAUAAUAAAUAGUUCUCACUUUGUCUUGUUUUUCAUAUCAGACUGUGAUGUAAGCAGAAGAACAUUGUUCAUAGGAAUCCAAUUAAGUAAUAAAUCAUCUUCAAAACUGUAA